Messenger RNA from Coffea eugenioides, 767 nucleotides. Its product is annotated as codeine O-demethylase-like. The record is from RefSeq and is a predicted model, not a curated record. The annotation marks the transcript as partial. The transcript is spliced from 2 exons. NCBI's taxonomy places the organism in Eukaryota, Viridiplantae, Streptophyta, Magnoliopsida, Gentianales, Rubiaceae.
CUUUGUAGAGAAACUCUAGAUCAGUACUCAAGGGAAUUGAAAAUCCUUGCCAUCAAGGUCCUUGAGCAAAUGACAAAAGCAUUAGGAAUGAAGCUUGAAGAUAUGACAAUGCUUUUUCAAGAAGGGAUGCAAUCAUUGAGGAUGGGCUAUUAUCCUCCGUGCCCCCAACCUGAGCUAGUGAUGGGCCUUUGCCCCCACUCUGAUGCUACUGGGCUUACCAUAUUACUUCAAGUCAAUGAAGUGGAAGGCCUCCAAAUCAAAAAGGCUGGAGCUUGGGUUCCUGUUGUACCACUUCCUAAUGCAUUCACAGUCAAUGUUGGAGACAUUUUAGAGAUUGUGACAAAUGGGAUUUACAAGAGUGUUGAGCAUCGGGCAACUGUGAAUUUGCACAACGAAAGGCUUUCCAUUGCGACGUUUUUCGCCCCAAAAUUGGAUGGUGAUAUGGGUCCAGCGCCAAGUCUUAUCACCCCUGAAAAUCCAGCAAUUUUCAGAAGAAUUAGGAUGCUUGACUAUUCAAAAGCGUAUUUUUCCCGUGAACUAGAUGGGAAAUCAUUCAUUGACGCAAUGAGGACCCAAAUCGAAGACUUUUAGGCUCUUAGUCCCUUUAUGAUUUUUCUCUCUGAAACUUAUGUACACUGUUGACCUGGUGUCCCCUCUUCAUCGCCUCCCCCAACUUUCAUUCACCACAAAUUGUAUAAUUGUUUAAGAAUUAAUCCUGUAUAUACUGACAUUAUAUAUAUUAUUAGAUUCGAAUGCAUGACAACUAA